UUCAACAAUAUGGUGAUAUCAAUAUGUACCCAAGGACUGCCACUUGCAAGGAUCCCAAUACAGUGCUACCUAAACUCCUCAUCCAAAAUAACCUUAAGAUCCCAAAAGACACACUCAAUGCCACCAGAGAAAAUAGAAGUGUUCAAGUCACUAGAGAAAUGGGCAUUGCAAAGUGUUCUGCCACUAAUCAAACCAGUUGAGGAGAGCUGGCGACCCCAUGACUUAUUGCCAGACUCAACACUGUCGUCAGAUGAGUUCAUCGAUCAAGUGAAGGCCUUAAGGGAUCGAACAAACGAGCUUUCAGACGAUUAUCUCGUGGCUUUGGCGGGUAGCAUGAUCACUGAGGAAGCAUUACCUACAUACCAAACAUGGAUAAACAAGUUGGAUGGGGUUAGGGAUGAAAGUGGUUCAAGUCUCUCACCAUGGGCUAUAUGGUCACGUUCUUGGACCGCUGAAGAGAAUAGACAUGGAUAUUUACUCAAAACUUAUCUCUAUCUCUCUGGUCGAGUUGAUAUGCACAUGAUUGAGAAGACCAUUCAUUAUUUGAUUGGAGCUGGCAUGGAUUGGGCUACUGAAAACAACCCAUACAUGGGCUUUGUGUACACAUCCUUCCAAGAGCGCGCCACAUUUGUGUCACACUGCAACCUAGCUAGGUUGGCUAAAGAGAGAGGUGAUCUGAUACUUGCACGCAUAUGUGGAACCAUUGCCGCAGAUGAAAAGCGCCAUGAAAACGCAUAUGUGAGAAUUGUGGAAAAGCUUCUAGAAGUGGACCCCACAGAGACUAUGAUGGCCAUAUCAAAUAUGAUGUGUAACAAGAUUACGAUGCCCGCACACUUGAUGCAUGAUGGACAAGAUCCAUACCUCUUCGAUCAUUUUUCAGUUGUGGCACAACGUAUUGGGAUGUACACGACCAAUGAGUACGCUGAUAUAUUAGAGUUUUUGGUCGGACGAUGGAAACUGGAGAAGCUUGAUGGUUUGACAAGUGAGGGACAACGUGCACAAGAGUUUGUGUGUGAACUUGCACCUAGAAUAAGGAGAAUACAAGCACGUGUUGAUGAGCGAACAAGCAAGAUCAACCACAAAUUCACCUGGAUCUUCAAUAAAGAAGUGUCAUUGUGAAGAUUUACUGCCUUCCCUAAAUGUUUGUUGUGAAUGAUAGCACGAUUAAAUAAGUUAUAGUAAAUGCAGCUAUUUUUCUUAGAACAACA
Medicago truncatula (barrel medic) is the source of this 1208-nucleotide messenger RNA. Its product is annotated as stearoyl-[acyl-carrier-protein] 9-desaturase 6, chloroplastic. Gene Ontology annotation, biological process: fatty acid metabolic process. Lineage: Eukaryota; Viridiplantae; Streptophyta; Magnoliopsida; Fabales; Fabaceae. Gene Ontology annotation, cellular component: chloroplast stroma. Bases 10 to 1119 code for a protein of 369 amino acids. The record is from RefSeq and is a predicted model, not a curated record. Gene Ontology annotation, molecular function: stearoyl-[ACP] desaturase activity. The transcript has 2 exons.